Molecule: messenger RNA, 1369 nt
Organism: Theobroma umbraticum
Lineage: Eukaryota; Viridiplantae; Streptophyta; Magnoliopsida; Malvales; Malvaceae
Gene: PHOS34
Product: Adenine nucleotide alpha hydrolases-like superfamily protein
Source: RefSeq, a predicted model, not a curated record
ACCCAGAUUCUAUUAGCAAAAAAUCUCAAACACUAACCCGAACUCUAUCAUGAAAGAUUUCCCUUGGAACUCUUUUUGGCUUUUUCUUGUCCCACUCUCUCCACACUCAACUUGUUCCUUUAUUCCCAUUGCUCGUCCAAUUCCAUCAACCGUCCAACAUUAACAUCUUAAGACAACAUCCAGAACCUUCAUAAACGCAAAGCUCUCCCUCAGUUUCUCACAACAACAACAAAAAGCAAAGGAAAAAUCCCCGGAGAAGGAAAGGAAAGGAAAGGAAAAGAAGAGAAAAACUCGCCCAGAAAAGGGAAAGAAAAUGAAUCCCUCAGACAACAGUGACCACCCUCAACUCCCAACAAUCAAGAUCCACCACCCAUCAUCCCCUCACCACCCAACCUCCACCGCCACCCCCACCGCCGGCGCCCGCCGCAAGAUUGGCGUAGCCGUUGACCUCUCCGAAGAAUCUGCCUUCGCCGUCCGCUGGGCUGUCCAGAACUACAUCCGACCCGGUGACGCUGUCAUCCUCCUCCACGUGUCACCCACUUCCGUACUCUUCGGAGCCGACUGGGGCCCACUCCCCCACACACCGCAAACCCCGGAAACACCGCAGUCCCAAAAGCAGCUGGAAGACGAUUUUGAUGCCUUCACGGCUUCAAAGGCGGCGGAUUUGGCCAGACCCUUGAAGGAAUCAGGGUUUCCCUUUAAGAUUCAUAUAGUGAAAGAUCAUGAUAUGAGGGAAAGAUUGUGUCUUGAGGUGGAGAGGUUGGGGUUGAGUGCCGUUAUAAUGGGGAGUAGAGGGUUUGGAGCUGAGAAAAGAGGCAGUGAUGGGAGGUUGGGAAGUGUUAGUGAUUAUUGUGUGCAUCACUGUGUUUGUCCUGUUGUUGUUGUUAGGUAUCCUGAAGAUAAAGAUGGCGGGAAUGGCGAGCCCGUGGUGACGGUUAAGGAGGCUGAGGUGGAGGAGGAAGGUGGCAAAGAUGCUUAGUAAGUCCCUGGUAAUUGCAGCUUUAUCCUAUCAGUAUCAGAUAGCAGAGAUGGCUGUGAGUUGAUAUGGAUUAGCUGGGACAAAGAGAAGUCAUCAAAAUCUUUGGUGGUUAAUGGCACUUGGUUAAAACGGUUCCUAGGAUUUUCUCUUUCUAGUUUCAUCUCCACUUUGCAUAACUCUAUCGAUGAUGUUAUUGUAUGGUUGAUGAGGUUUUUUUUUUUUUUCUUUUUUUUCCCUUUCAAUUAUGGCACUCGAGGAGAUUAUUAUGUUUUGCUCUACUGUGAUAUAAGACAAUCCCAGUGUCAGCAUUGGCUUUCUAUUUUAUGAGCUGUUUUUGUGGCCAUACUGCAGGGCAGAAAUAUGAAAGUAUUUGAUGAGCUUCACCUUGAA